Monascus purpureus is the source of this 1173-nucleotide messenger RNA. Lineage: Eukaryota; Fungi; Ascomycota; Eurotiomycetes; Eurotiales; Aspergillaceae. The record is from the annotation of a GenBank genome assembly.
AGGAAAACGACAUAUAGGAUUUUUAUACUACCUUCGUUUGCUAUUCCGCUGCCGUUUUUGACCACAUGUGACACCAAAAACAGCGGCUUUUCAGCAACUAUCAUCUGCCACGCUCCCGCACUUUCCCCCACCACCAACACAAAAAUCACAUCCUCAGGCCACAUCGUAGCUUGGCAGAGACCAACAUUUGUUAGUUUAUAAAUACCAGGUGGUUAAGCAUGGAAUGGACACCUAUUUCUAUUCACAACUUCAUUUUUGAACUAUUGUGGUAUCUUCGCAUCAACGUCUGUUCCAACACUCCCAAACUGGCUGAGGAUGUAUGUAUAUUGGUCCUGUUUUGAUUUACCCUGAUUCUGAUUCUUCGGUAUCAAAUAUCUUGCUAAAUGAAAAGCAAGUUUUGGUAUCCUCUGCAUCGUCAGUGCUGUGUCCUUUCUCCCCCAGCUUCAAAAAGACCUGGGUACGAAAGAGUUCCUGUGGCAUCUCUAUCUUCUACUUAUUAUUCAACCUCGUCAGCACCACAGAGCAUUUUACCCUUUUUUUCUUCUCACUAGUCAAUGCCGGGAAUUCUGAAACUCCUAUCCACAUGUUUCGACAUCAUCCACCAAAUGUGGGGGACUGGUUUAACUUUGCUCAAAUCUCAAUGGUCUGGUUAUUAUUUUUGUUCCUCCUUGUGAAUGGCCUCUACUUCCAGUCAGCUGGUCAUACUUUGCAUAAGACAGCUGUGGUAAUGAUAUACAUUUUCUUCCUGGGUGUGACAAUCAUCCCAGAAUUUGUCGACGCAAUUAUUGGAGAAUGCAGCUCAGAUCACCAAUGGGCUCUUGAGUUCUUCAUUUCUGGGAAUAGGUUGUUCAUUCUCCCAGCAACAACUAUCCUUCGUAUCUUAGCAAUUCCAUUUCAGGCAUAUAUGAUCUCUCACCAACCCUGGCCAUCAUCAUCACUAAGUCUCACCACACUAGCUGCACAAGCAGUUAUCUUCUUUCUGGUUGCUGUAUCGUGGAUUAUGAGGGUUCCAUACCCACACAGUGCACAUUACCCACCAGUCACAUACUUGGACCGGAUAAUAUUGUAAACCAGGUUGGUUGGGGUGUUAUGGAUAAUCUCAUCCUUGCAAUUAAUUAUGCAGGCAGUAUUGCUAUGUUUAGCAAUACAUCAUGGAAGGAGGUCUGAUUCUGG